AUGCAUAUUCUUACUUUCAUGAUUAUGGUUGCAUGCAUAUUUGUUCCCUUUCUCAAAAUUUCCACAGGAAAUAGUUCUAUCAAUGUGUCCCAAUCCCUGAGGGAUAAGCAGAUAUUGAUUUCAACUGGUGGAAAGUUUGAACUUGGGUUCUUCAGCCCAGGAAAAUCCCAGAAACGUUACCUGGGCCUUUGGUACAAGAAUAUCCCAGAUCAGAAAAUUCUUUGGGUUGCCAAUAGGGCCAACCCCAUCAAUGAUUCCUCAGCCAUCUUAACACUGAAUCCCACAGGAAAUCUUGUUCUUACCCAAAAUAGAUCUGUUGUUUGGCAAACCAACUCUCAAAAACAAGCACAAAAUCCAGUAGCAGUGCUCUUGGACAGUGGCAAUCUUGUGAUAAGAAACGAAGGAGAAACAAACCCAAAUGAGUAUUUGUGGCAAAGCUUUGACUAUCCAACUGAUACACUCUUUCCCGGGAUGAAGUAUGGACGGGACCUCCGAACUGGUCUGGAAUGGAGAUAUACUGCGUGGAAGAGUCCAGAUGAUCCAUCCCCAGGAGACGUUUCUAGGGUUUUAAAACUCUAUAGCUAUCCCGAGUUUUAUACAAUGAAGGGAACACAAAAGUGGUUCAGGUUUGGACCUUGGAAUGGCCUAUAUUUUAGUGGAUCACCAGAUCUACAGAACAACACCAUAUUUGGGUUCAAUUUUGUCAGCAAUGAGGAUGAGAUUUACUAUACUUAUACCCUUGCAAAUGAUUCUGUCCUCUCCAUAAAUGUAAUAAACGAAACAGGUACAGUUUCUGGCUAUGUAUGGGAGAAGGGUGGUCAAAAUUGGAGGACAUGUAGAUACCUCCCGAAUGAGUUUUGUGACAAUUAUGGUCUUUGCGGACCCUACGGGAACUGCAUAAGUACCCAAACACAAGUCUGCCAAUGUUUAAAAGGUUUCAAACCAAAGUCGCCAAAGAAAUGGAACUCUUCGGAUUGGAGUGGAGGAUGUGUCCGCAAUAAACCGUUAAGUUGCAACGGUACAGACAGAGACGGGUUUGUGAAAUUUGAAGGGCUGAAAGUUCCUGAUACUACACAUACUUUGUUGGAUGAGAGUAUUGAUCUAGAGCAAUGCAGAGAGAAGUGCUUAAAUAAUUGUACUUGUAUGGCCUAUGCUAAUUCGGACAUAAGAGGUUCAGGUAGUGGUUGUGUCAUGUGGUUUGGAGAUCUCAUUGAUUUGAGACAGUUUCAACCUGGUAAACAAGAUCUAUACAUCAGGAUGGCUGCUUCAGAGUUAGAACCUGUUUAUAGCCACAAGAAGAUGAAGACCAUCGUGAAGUCCUUCCUCCGUUUUGUAGGGCAAUCAUUGGCAGAAGAACACCAUGAAAAGCAAGUGGAUGAUCUGGACGGAAUAUUAACAGAUAUGCAAGAAAUUGCUGUAAAGACUCUAUCAAGGAGCUCAUGGCAAGGAGUAACAGAGUUCAUAAAUGAAGUAAAAUUGAUUGCUAAACUUCAGCAUCGAAAUCUAGUAAAACUUCUUGGUUGUUGCAUUCAAGGACAAGAAAAAAUGCUAGUUUAUGAGUACAUGGCAAAUGGCAGCUUAGAUUCCUUCAUAUUUGUGGCUAUAUGGCACCGGAAGUUCCACAAGAGCUGUGAUACAAUGGGUGUUCAUACUUUCGUGGUUUUAUAUGCAUGCAUACUUGUUCUCUCUCUAGAAAUUUCCGCAGCAAAUGAUUCAAUCAACGUGCUCCAGUCUGUGAGUGAUGAUGGGAAGACCUUGGUAUCAAAAGGUGGAAUCUUUGAACUUGGGUUCUUCAGCCCUGGUAGCUCCCAUAAACGUUACUUGGGAAUUUGGUACAAGAAUGUCCCAGAUAAGACAGUUGUUUGGGUUGCUAAUGGGGCCCACCCCAUCAAUGAUUCCUCUGGCAUCUUAACACUCAACACCACAGGCAAUCUUGUUCUCACCCACAGUGGUUCUUUUGUUUGGCACACCAACUCUCAGAAACAAGAACAGAAUCCGGUGGUACAACUCUUGGACAGCGGCAAUCUUGUGAUCAGAAACGACGGAGAAAAUAACCCGGAAAUGUAUUUGUGGCAAAGCUUUGACUAUCCAUCUGAUACACUCAUGCCAGGGAUGAAGCUUGGAUGGGACCUCCGAACUGGUUUGGAAUGGAAAUACACUGCAUGGAAGAGUCCAGAUGAUCCAUCCCCAGGAGAUGUUUCUCGGGUUAUGAAACUCUAUAACUAUCCUGAGAUUUAUAUGAUGAAGGGUACAAAAAAGUUGCUCAGGUAUGGACCUUGGAAUGGUGAAUAUUUUAGUGGGAUGCCUGAUCUACUGAAUAACAGCAUUUUUGGCUUGAGUUUUGUCAAUAAUGAGGAUGAGGUUUACUGCACCUUUACCCUCGUGAAUGAUUCUGUCUUCUCCAGAACUGUAACAAACCAAUCAGGUACCAUUGUUCGUUAUGUAUGGCAGGAGGGUGAUGAAAUAUGGAGAAUAUAUAGAUCCUACCCGAAAGAGUAUUGCGACAAUUAUGACCUCUGUGGACCCAACGGAUCCUGUGAACGAACUCAAUCACAACCCUGCCAAUGUUUGAAAGGUUUCAGUCCAAAGUCACCACAAAAUUGGAACUCAUCGGAUUGGACUGAAGGAUGUGUGCGCAAUAAACCGUUGAGUUGCAAAGGUGAUGUGUUUAUCCUAUUUGAAGGGUUAAAAGUUCCAGCUACCACAUAUACUUGGUUGAAUGAGAGUAUUGGCCUCAAGGAAUGCAAAGUGAAGUGUUUGAAUAAUUGUACUUGUAUGGCCUAUACUAAUUCAGAUAUAAGAAAUGGGGGUAGUGGUUGUGUCUUGUGGUUUGGAGAUCUCAUUGACAUGAAAAAGAUUGAAACUGGUGGGCAAGACCUGUAUAUCAGGAUGAAUGCUUCUGAGGCAGGAAAUUCAUCGACAGAAGAGAACAAUGAGAAACAUGUAGAUGAUCUGGACGGAAUAUUAAUCGACAAGAAAGAAAUUGCUGUAAAGACUCUAUCAAGCAGCACGUGGCAAGGAAUGACAGAGUUCAUCAAUGAAGUAAACUUGACUGCAAAACUUAAACAUCGGAAUCUUGUAAACCUUCUUGGUUGUUGCAUUCAAAGAGAAAAAAGAAUGCUCGUUUACGAGUACAUGGCAAAUGGCAGCCUAGACUUCUUCAUUUUUGAUGAUAAAAAAAGUCAACUGCUGGAGUGGCCUCAACGGUUCCACAUAAUUUUCGGAAUUGCAAGGGGCCUUAUGUACCUUCAUCAAGAUGCCCCACUGAGGAUUAUCCACAGAGAUCUCAAAGCAAGUAACAUCCUACUCGAUCAAAAAUUGAAUCCGAAAAUAUCGGAUUUUGGUGUGGCGAGAUCUUUUGGAGUAGACCAAUUUGAAGGAAGCACAAAUAGAGUAGUAGGGACCUGUGGGUAUAUGGCACCGGAGUAUGCAGCUGAUGGAUUAUUUUCUGAAAAAUCUGAUGCCUUUAGCUUUGGCAUUCUGGCGUUGGAGAUUGUGUGUGGGAAGAGAAAUAAAGGACUUUAUCACAUAGACACGAGUCUUAACCUCGUUGCUCAUUUAUGGUCAUUAUGGAAAGCGGGCAAGCCAAUAGAUUUCGUUGACCCAAACAUGAAGAAAUCAUCAUGCGUUGUAUCUGAAGUACUCCGUUGUCUCCAUGUCAGUCUUUUGUGUGUGCAACAGAUCCCAGAAGAUAGGCCUACAAUGUCGUCCGUGAUUCUAAUGUUGGAGGGUCACAAGGAAUUGGUUGAGCCUAAAGAACCUGGUUUCAUUUCCAGCAAAGUUUUACUUGUAGAAGAAUUACUCUCACCUCAGAAAGACACAAAUUCAACCAACGAAGUGACCAUUACCAUGUUAGACCCUCGAUGA
This is a messenger RNA of Sphenostylis stenocarpa, 3867 nucleotides long. The record is from the annotation of a GenBank genome assembly. NCBI's taxonomy places the organism in Eukaryota, Viridiplantae, Streptophyta, Magnoliopsida, Fabales, Fabaceae.